CUCUCUCAACCACUUCUCUCACCUCCUUCUCCUCAGGAAUCCUCAGGUGCACCUGUGACCCCGAGCCAUGUCCUGCUGCAAGCCCUGCGACCCUUGCUGCCAGCCCUGCGGCCCCUGCCCGCUGGCCAGCAGCUGCAAUGAGUGCUGUGUCAGGCAGUGCCAGAGCUCCCAUGUAGUCAUUGAGCCGCCUGCUGUGCUGGUGACCCUGCCCGGCCCCGUCCUCAGCUCCUUCCCACAGAACACUGCCGUGGGAUCCUCCACCUCCGCUGCCGUUGGCAACAUCCUCAGCUGUGGCGGAGUGCCCAUCAGCUCCGGGGGCUUUGACAUCUCCUGCAUCACCAACUGCUAUGGUGGCAGCAGAUGUCGUCCCUGCUAAA
Molecule: messenger RNA, 377 nt
Organism: Cyanistes caeruleus (blue tit)
Lineage: Eukaryota; Metazoa; Chordata; Aves; Passeriformes; Paridae
Source: RefSeq, a predicted model, not a curated record